AUUGAUUUUACUGUUUCGGUUCCGUGUUCAGUGUGCCUUCAGGCUUUAUCCGAAAUGGAGCGAUCUAACAUCAGUGCCGGAGAAAAUAAAAAAAACCGUUCCACCUUGAAAAAGAUCAAGAGCAUUGAUAAAAUACAUAAGACAUAUUUACCUAAAACGUCGGACAGCAAGUUGAAAAAAUUACACUCUUCUAAAAUAAAAAUUAAAAACACCGAAAAUAGUAAAAUCAAAAAUAACAAUCUUGAUCCUAAUAAUACGGAUUCCAAUACUACUGAGCGUAGUUUUCUAAACUUUGGACCAAAAUCACGUGAUCGUUUUUUCGGUCUUUAUCCUCACGGCAAACCGCCUAGUAGUGACCAUUAUACCGCGUCCACGAAAACAUACGAAAACAUGCCCGAAGCAACUGGCACGCGACAAUCCGCGGACUUAGAAAAUCGUGCUCGCAUUUCUUUCGGGGAAAUGAGUAAGCCAAGUGUGAAUUCCACGUCCACGACAACUUUAAAGAACGAAGCUGCUGGUAUGCGACAAUCCGCGGACUUAGAAAAUCAUCGUGCUCGCAUUUCAUCCGGGGAAAUGAGCAAGCCAAGUGUGAAUUCUUCAUCCUCGGAGUGUUCGGCCAACGGCGGUGCUCCGAUCAGUUUAAACCAAAUGAACUGUGUUACCUUCGCCGAACCGGAAAUAGGAAAUAUAUCUUUCUCCGACCCAGAAUCAUCUAGCUCGACAAAUGUGCGUGGUCGUGAAUUUUUAAUUCCCUCUGGGACUUGUAAAUGCCACGAUCUGGGAUUAAACUGUUUUUGCUUCUGCCAAAGUGAUAUGCAAACAGAGCCGGGUUCAAUAGAUAGUACAACCCCAUCGAAUUUCAGUUCCGUUGAGCAACUAGAAGUAACGGUUGAGGAUCCUUGUUUCUCGGAUUCUAAUGAAGAAAUCGCUGGAGGUGACAAGGAUUCCGAUGAGAAAAUCGCUGGAGGUGACAAGGAUUCCGAUAAGAAAAUCGCUGGAGGUGACGAGGAUUCCGAUGAGAAAAUCGCUGUAGGUGACGAGGAUUCCGAUGACAUUGAGCAGAACCAAGAUUCAGAGGAUCGCGGAUUUCAAAUGCCGGAUCCCGAAAUCCGCAAUUCUAUCACGCAAUUUGUUACUACUACAACUGUUACGCGCUCGGUGAGCAGUUUUUCCAUGGGGCUACGAUCCCCCAGCAUUCCAUCAAGUAGGACUUAUUGUGGUCCGCCUCCGCCGGAGGAACGCAAUUGUCUGGAUAUCGACGGAAUCCUUAGAGCCCGACACCGACGACCACCACCGAGACCAAACAGCGUCAACGAUAUGCUGCAGAGCCAAUCGGUUUAUAUGUCCGAUUACAGGCCGAUUAUGCCCAUGGGCCGUCAGAUUAACCAGUUUCCGGAACCACGAUACGGACGUCGGCCUUUUGACGGAGGACGCCGUUUUCGGGAUAUGCCAAUGCGCGGCGGGUUUGAACCCAGAUAUCGCGUUCCCAUUGAACCGUUUAUUAUCGAUCCUUACCUCCCGGACAUGCCAAAUGGAGGUGGAUUCGAAGGCAGAUAUCGCGUUCCCACUGAACCGAUUUUUAUCGGACCCCAUCCCCAGGACAUGCUUCCGGAAGACGGAAUUGAGAUCAAUUAUGCCUUUGCCCCCGAACCGUUUUCUUCAAAUCCGUAUGUUGGUCGCUAUCCUUCACCUGAACCAAAUCCAUUCCCCUAUUCACCUGGUUACUCCACUGGAACCUAUGGAACAGGGGCAAACUACAUGGAACCACAGGGCCGCUAUCGUCCUCGUUCGGGCCCUGGUUACGGCCGCCCUUCUCCAUACGGUCCUCCAAUGUGGGGUCCAUAAGGUUUUCAUUGACGGACAGAAGCGGUAUAGGGCAGAAGACCACGAUCGUUAUGAAGUAAGAUCCUCAUGAAAAUACAGAUACAAGCAAUACACUUUGAAAAACACAAGCAAAUUCAGGAAAUUCCAAUGAAGA
Molecule: messenger RNA, 1978 nt
Organism: Drosophila subpulchrella
Lineage: Eukaryota; Metazoa; Arthropoda; Insecta; Diptera; Drosophilidae
Exons: 6
Coding region: 55-1845 (596 amino acids)
Source: RefSeq, a predicted model, not a curated record